Messenger RNA from Postia placenta MAD-698-R-SB12, 1377 nucleotides. RefSeq lists its product as hypothetical. NCBI's taxonomy places the organism in Eukaryota, Fungi, Basidiomycota, Agaricomycetes, Polyporales, Adustoporiaceae. The coding region runs from base 1 to 1377 and encodes 458 amino acids. The record is from RefSeq and is a predicted model, not a curated record. The transcript has 2 exons.
AUGCGUUUCGUACAACGCGCAGCGUCUGUGUCGCGGACAUGGCGCACUACUGCAUUGAACACGUCGGCUCUGUGGGGCACGGUCGUCAUCACACGUCCCCGCGCGCCCCCGCUGACCGUCCUUACGACACUUCUUGAACGGUCACGCGGCGCACAGCUCGACAUCUUUCUGGACUUGUACCACACCGGGCCUCGGCGUCAAAAUGUCCAGCGGCAAGACGGUCCUACCUACAUCAAGGACGCGAUGCAGUUACUGCGUCAACACAUUCAGCGGUGGAGAUCACUCGAUCUUACUUGGGGCAUGGCUUUCCAGUGGUCAGAUGAACUCGAUUAUAUGUACGGGCCCUUCCUCACUGGAACAGCGGACGCUUUAAAGAGUCUACAUUUGAGCUGCGUCUGUCGUUUCAUUCACCAGGAUGACGUGCAACGUUGCGACUUCACCAAAGGUCUUUCCGCCCCGAACCUACGUAGUCUGGACCUGGACGUCCCAUCUGCCACCGAUCUGAAUUCGAGCAAAGUGACCGCACGCUUUCCGUCCAUCCAAGAGCUCAGGUGGAGGGAGAACUGCAAGCCGAGAUGGUUUCACAAUAGCAUGGAUUUCAUGCGGAUGCUGGGACCCCUCCGCGACCUGCGACAUUUGACGCUAGAUAACGUCGAGGUGGAAGACGUCAAAAACGAGCCAUUAGACGAUGACGAGGCGCUGGUUUGCCUGCCCGCUCUGGAAACGCUUACCUUUUGCGACACCAAUUUCGCCACCAUCAGAGACAUGCUUUCCAUCGUGACUGCACCACAACUGCGUGACCUCACCAUCCUCAAUCUGAUACAUGAAGACGAGACAGCCUCUUUCCACGCCUUCUGGCAGCAGCCCAGACGCUUCCCACUUUUACGAACACUUAACCUCGAAUACAACGUCGACGGGUUGACCAUCGAGGAGCUAAUCGACUUAUGGCACCAUUUCCAAUUCUUCCGCUCGGCGCGCAUCAUCCACACGUUUGCGCGGGACUCCAACGAUUUUUCCAUGGAAGACGUGCUUGAAGUUCUCUCGAAUGCACAAGAAGACGGCAGAUGGCUCUUCCCCAGCCUCACCUCCGUUGCCAUAUACUCUAAAUCCAAUUUAGCCACAGAUGGGCUUCGGCAGCUCGUGGGGAACCGCCAGGAGACGGAGACAGAAGUUCCAGACAUAGGCGUAACAGGGCUGCAGACGUUGAAGAUCUACGCUCCAGCCAUGGUCCACUCGACGGAUUCAGAUUACUUCGUACAGAAUUUGCGGCAUUUCGACUGGAUCCAGGGCAAGCCUCCCCCGGGCUGCGACAAGCAGCAUCUGUCGAUGGCAAGCUGGGCGAUGCAAUUGACGGUGUACCUCAGGCUCAUGCGCUGA